AAACCCAACUCACAGCAUAGAAGCAAGUGCAACCACAGUGGUUUGAGCAGGAAAAGCCUUCUCAGGGGGGCUAGUGAAGGACUGGUGGGGGAAAGGAGGUGGUUCUCUCCCACCAAAAAACUUACUGCCACUCAAUUUUACCACUUAAGAGUCAGGCCCCCCAUGACAACCCAAAAAAGGAAAAGAAGAACUGACAGCUGAAUGACAACUUACAAACCCAGUGAAAGAGCCACUUUCUGCUGAGCCUUGACACAGAAGCCACAGCGAUGAAGCUCCACACCGCAGCAAUCCUGCUCCUCUUCUGGCUCGGCAUCUUCACUGUGCACACAGUCAAAGGGACUACUAGUGGUGUGUCCAUGCGCAAAUUCAGAUGUGUGAAUCUGUCUACAAAGCAAUUGAACAUCCAAAAUCUCGUGAGCUAUGAAAGGCAACAAGUACCAAUAGAUGCUGUCAUGUUUACCACUGCAAGAGGUACCAGGAUCUGUGUAAGCCCUGAUCAGAAAUGGGUGCAGACUGCUAUAAAGAGAAUAGAUAAAAGACGUGCUGCCAAACACAAAUAAUCCUGUCCUAGGAAAGCAUCUAGGACCAACUAGCUGGAAUAAUCAUCAGUACUGCAAGUAACAAGUAAAAGCUUAUUAUCUGCUUUUAUUUCCUUGCUUUUGAUAAAUGGCAACAAACUCUCUGAACAAACUCACCUCCCACAGAGCUGGAAGAGUUAGGCCUCCAUCCUGAUGGAGCUCAGAGCAUUCUGCAUUGAGUGCUGGUUUUAAGAAGAUGCUGUAUAAUUUAGUUAUUCACCCUCAUCUAAGACAAACCUGAAACAACAGGUUUGCUCUUUCCAUUACUUUUCUCUGGAUUAAGAACAAGCUAUGUCUGGAAUCUGUAUUUCACAAACUCAUAGGAAUUCCCUGCCCUAGAGAACUAUGUACAGAGAAAUGUCUUAUUGUCUUGAAACUGAUACAUGCUACUAACAGAAGGCUUUGAAUUUUAAUAAAGUUUCUAGAAACCUGAAUCAAA
Messenger RNA from Oenanthe melanoleuca, 1017 nucleotides. RefSeq names its product lymphotactin-like. Gene Ontology annotation, biological process: lymphocyte chemotaxis; G protein-coupled receptor signaling pathway; chemokine-mediated signaling pathway. Gene Ontology annotation, molecular function: chemokine activity; CCR chemokine receptor binding. Lineage: Eukaryota; Metazoa; Chordata; Aves; Passeriformes; Muscicapidae. Bases 267 to 560 code for a protein of 97 amino acids. The transcript is spliced from 3 exons. The record is from RefSeq and is a predicted model, not a curated record. Gene Ontology annotation, cellular component: extracellular region.